Centruroides sculpturatus (bark scorpion) is the source of this 3377-nucleotide messenger RNA. Its product is annotated as transcription factor Sox-7-like. Gene Ontology annotation, biological process: cell differentiation; anatomical structure morphogenesis; regulation of DNA-templated transcription. The coding region runs from base 222 to 1940 and encodes 572 amino acids. The transcript has 2 exons. Gene Ontology annotation, molecular function: RNA polymerase II cis-regulatory region sequence-specific DNA binding; DNA-binding transcription factor activity, RNA polymerase II-specific. Lineage: Eukaryota; Metazoa; Arthropoda; Arachnida; Scorpiones; Buthidae. The record is from RefSeq and is a predicted model, not a curated record.
UACGGAAGCUGCUUCGAACAGCAAAUACCUCAUACACGCCCCUCGCAGCGAUUGGUCAGAACUUCCGUUUCGUCACUUUUUCCCAUGAUCCAGUUCGCACGAAUGUCUCGUAUUCUCUCGUGUGUUGGAGAGUGCUAGUGUAACGAAGGCUGCCGGCGCGUAAGGACAUAGUUUGUCGACGUGCAUUGGAUGCAUUCAGAUACUGUGUUUCAGCCCAAGCCAUGACUUCGAAUUACGUGGCAGCUGAACAAAAUAUGACCGAAUUAUCAAAUUAUUCGUUGAUGUCAAAACAAGCAGUGGACUCCAUGCCUAUAAGAAAAUCUCCAACAGAUAUGUGCUUUUCAGACUUAGGUUAUCAAAACCGUUUUAUACCGCAUCAACAACAGGAUUCGGCACAUCAGAGCAUGCCUUAUGGUUCUACUUCACCUUUGUAUUAUGCUUAUCCCCCUGGUUAUAGGGCUACACCACCCGCUGCUAGUUCCGAAGAAUCCCAAGAGAUUCCGGGAGUCGAAACGAGUGAAGUUGCUGGAAAGAGGAAUACAGAUUUUGGCAUGGAUUGUGCUGAUUCUGGAUCAGACAUAUCGCCUUUGGCAUCACCCGCUGUUCAACAGAAGGUAUCGAGAACGCAAGAACAGCGAAUUCGACGUCCUAUGAAUGCUUUCAUGGUAUGGGCCAAAGUAGAAAGGAAACGUCUCGCGGAUGAAAAUCCGGAUUUACAUAAUGCAGACUUGAGUAAAAUGCUAGGUAAGAAGUGGAGGAGUUUAACCCCCCAAGAAAGACGUCCUUAUGUUGAAGAAGCUGAGAGAUUAAGAGUGCAACAUAUGCAAGAUUAUCCCAACUACAAAUACAGACCGAGACGGAGGAAAACAUCUAAACGUGGAAGUCGAAAACUUGCUGGAAAUUCCCCAUCAUCUCCUCAAUCAUCAUUAUCAUAUUCUUCUGGUUUAGGAGCAGAAUAUGCUUUUCCCGGAGAGAUUGGUAUGAACUAUUCUGGCAAUCUUAUGCCGAAUUCUUCUGAAUUUUGUGGAAUCCAAACACCCGAAUCUUCACCUCAUGGGAGUCCUUGCUCUGAAGCUGUUCAUCCAAGAAGAAACGAAAGUUCUUACCAACCUUCAUACGCAGCGCAAUCCGAAGCACCAUCUGCUCCUGUUUCUGCUGAUCCGUUAAUAAGGUCUCUCCCUACACCAGAAAUGUCCCCUAUAGAGCCUUGUGAACAAGAAGGUUUCCAGUUUGCCAGUGGAAAUAAAGAAGCUGUUGAUCUAUCUCACGGCCCUACAGUGGAGAAUCCAGUCAGCCAAUUGAUGUCCAAAUUUAGCGAAUCUUCUACCUUCUUAAAGAACAUCCGUCCUCCCUUCCGGCAUCGUAUGACUCAAGUUGUGGGUCCUCAAGGACUUUCGAGUAAUUUACCGACUUUGAGAGCUUUAAUUACAUCAGGCACAUGUGGUUACACACCAGGUUGUGGUUAUAUAAAUCAACAAUCUUAUUAUCACCAAUCAAAAUCACCGAAUUGUUCAGAUAGACCAUCGUGUGCCUUACAAAACGGGAUUUCAGCCUAUCGGCCUCCUUCUUACUAUCAUCCGUCCGAAUUUCAACCAUACUAUUCCAAUGAGCAGUCGUAUACGGACUCAGAAUAUGUAGCUGAUGUCGAUAGAAAUGAAUUCGAGCAAUAUCUGAAGACGUCUCAAAAUUAUCCCGGUGGUUACAGUUACGCCCAAUCGCAUUAUUCUUAUCAACAAGGAUGCGAAGGAGAAGCAUCGAUCUAUCAUCAAGAAGACUGUUCGCAGUCGGAUGUCUCGUACGACACCAACCAUACUUCCGUCCCUAAUACAUCAUCUAUGCCUAUGUACGGGAGUAACGUUACAGUAAAAUCUGAGCCUUCUACAGAAUCUGCUUCUGCACUUAUCGAAGCAUUAGCAGCUACGCGACACAUAAUGUCGUGAUUUAACCAAAACUAUAUUGCAAGGACUAGAGACUUCGAGACAUUUCUUUGUUGCUACGAAUUGUAGAUUGUGAUGUCUAACUUUUAAUAUCAUCACAUGAAAAGUCUGCUUCGUUGAAGGAAGCAAAAACUAUUUACAAAUACAUAAAGAGUGAAAAUUUUCCGUUCAGUGUGUAGAAGUGAAGAUGAUUUCUGUUUCGAAGCUUCAUACUGAAACAUGGGUUUGUAAAUGAAGCCUACAACGAGGUAACUAGAAAAUCAUGUGAACUCGGAUAUUUUGACUAUUGAAUACUUUUGCAUUUCACUCCACAUUUGUGGAAAUUAAGACUUGAUACUUUAUAUGGAGGUUAUAUUUUUAAAAAUUUAUAUUACUCGGUUCCUAAAUCAAAGAAGAGACAAGGUAUUACCUAUUUUACAUUCAUAUCCGAAUUUAUACAUUAUUUUAGUUUUAUAAGUACGCUAUAGCUGCUUUUAAGACAUUCUUUCUAUCAAUUAAUUAAAGAAAACACCUCUUAUAUCAAAGUCUGUAUACAUUUACAUCUUAUCUAUAUUAUUUUUUCUUUGCCUCCUAUCAUCAUAAUCAGUAUUUUUACUUGUAUAAAAUGUUGUAAACGAGUUGUUUUAAGAGGUUGUAUGUACAGUGAAGUAUAAUUUUAAUGAAUUGAGUUUAGUAAGAAUAAGUUAAAUAAUCAUUUUUUGUGAAGUGCCUUGGAAAAUGAAUCCAAUAAAUGAAUAUUGUGCCUUUCGUCAAAGGAAACGGUCAAACGUUAUUCAUCCAAAGAACAAACAUAAAAUAUAUAUUUGAAAAUAAAGGAAGACAGGAUGUGUGCCUUCAAAACCGUAGCCUACUAUAUAGAAUUUAUAACGGUUUGACAUAUAGAAAGAGGCCAUCAUAUGCGUUGAAUGUAUAUAUAUAUAUGCAGAUUCUGUAUCUUAUGUAAGUAAACACGUGUACAUUUAUCUAAAAAGUUAACGAUAAUACGUCAGAAUUUGCUCAGAAAUUAAUUUAAAAAAUUUUUAAUAAAGUUUUUCUCUGAUGUUUCUACCUGUCUCAAAUGGAAGCUCGUUUAUAUACGAGUUUCGGAUAAUAUUUUAUGUUUGUAAAUGAUCUUUAUAAAGUACUCUAGAACUUAUUUACUAUAUAUAUGGGAGGAGGUUUUUCUCACUGUUAAAGUUGUAUUAUAUGACAUUCUAUCAAUGCCUGUAGUCUAGUAAAAAAACAAGACACAAAUCAAAAUGCCUUAUAUGUUCUUGUAAACCUCUUCCUUAAUAUCGAAUUUUUUUCUACUUGCACCACAAAAGAUCGUCUUCCCAACGAUGUGUACAAAAGAUUUAAAAUAUAAUGUUAAAUUUUCAAGUGUUUGUAUAACGAUGUUUCGGCGGGAAAUGCUGAUUGUUGUACAAGAGAUUUUUCCACAUUAAAAUUGUUCAAUGGAAA